GCCAGUCUCCCACACACCCACUUUCCGCCAGUGGUACACACCUGCAAAUCCAGCCUCCCCGCCCCUUCCCAUCCCGAGAGACACACACCACCACCCUCUCCCCUGACGCCCGCCACCUGCCUGUUGGGAGAUGCUGAGGCAGUGGUCGGUGCAGGCCCCAGGGGAGCCAGAACCUGAGCCGGCGGGCGAGGAGCUGUGGGAGCAGGAGAUGGAGAGGCUGUGCUCCUCCCAGGAACCUGUGCGGGUGCUGCCCUACGCCAUGGUGGACAAGCGCUUCAUCCGGCAGCUGCGGGAGCCCGAGGGGCUGAAGACCUCGUGCUGGCAGCGGUGGCAUCACAGGCAGCAGACCGCAGGACGGCGCCUGGGGGAGGCAGCACGGCGCCUGGCCCGGGGCUGUGGGCUCUGGGAGGGGGCUCUCUACGAGAUUGGGGGCCUCUUUGGCACCGGAAUCCAGUCCUACUUCACCUUUCUUCGCUUCCUGCUGCUGCUUAACCUGCUGACCCUACUUCUGACCACCAGCUUCAUCCUGCUGCCCCUGACCUGGCUCCGCCCCCCUGACAGAGGACCUGCUCUGAACUUCACCCUCCAGUGUCCUGGUGGCCACCAACCCCAGACUGGUGUUCCCAAGUUCAACAAUCUACUCUGGAAUGUUUUAACGGGCAGGGCCUUCAACAACACCUAUCUCUUUUACGGCGCGUACCGAGCGGGGCCUGAGAGCAGCUCAGUGUACAGCAUCCGCCUGGCCUACUUCCUGAGCCCACUGGCCUGCCUGCUCCUCUGCUUCUGUGGGAUUCUGCGGCGGAUGGUGAAGGGGCUGCCACAGAAGAUGUUCCUGGGCCAGGACUACAGGUCACCUCUCAGCGCCAAGGUCUUCUCUUCCUGGGACUUCUGCAUCCAGGGGCAGGAGGCAGCCACCAUCAAGAAGCAUGAGAUCAGCAACGAGUUCAAGGUGGAGCUGGAGGAGGGGCGUCACUUGCUGAUGGUGCAGCAUCAGACCCGGGCGCAGAGGGCCUGCCACCUGCUCACCUACCUGCGGGUCAACACGCUCAUCGGGCUUCUGGUGGUUGGGGCCAUCAGUGCUAUCUUCUGGGCCACCAAGUACUCGCAGGACAACAAGGAGGAGUCCCUGUUUCUGCUGCUCCAGUACCUGCCCCCUGGGGUCAUCGCCCUGGUCAACUUUUUGGGUCCCUUGCUGUUUGUUUUCCUAGUCCAGCUGGAAAACUACCCUCCCAACACUGAGGUCAACCUCACCCUUAUCUGGUGUGUGGUGCUGAAGCUGGCCAGCCUGGGAAUGUUCUCCUUCUCACUGGGCCAGACUGUGCUGUGCAUCGGCAGAAACAAGACCAGCUGUGAGUCCUACGGCUACAACGCAUGUGACUACCAGUGCUGGGAGGACUCGGUGGGGGAGGAGCUGUACAAACUCAGCAUCUUCAACUUCCUCCUGACGGUGGCCUUCACCUUCCUUGUCAGCCUGCCUAGGAGGCUGCUGGUGGAGCGGUUCUCGGGCCGGUUCUGGGCCUGGCUGGACCGGGAGGAGUUCCUGCUGCCCAAGAACGUGCUGGACAUCGUGGAGGGACAGACGGUCACCUGGAUGGGCCUCUUCUACUGCCCCCUGCUGCCCCUGCUCAACAGCAUCUUCGUCUUCCUCACCUUCUACAUCAAGAAGUACACCCUGCUGAGGAACUGCAGGCCGUCCCCUCGGCCAUUCCGCGCCUCCAGCUCCAUCUUCUUCUUCCAGCUGGUGCUCAUCCUGGGCCUGCUCCUGGCCGCGGUGCCCCUGGGCUAUGUGGUCAGCAGCAUCCGCUCCUCCUGGGACUGUGGCCUCUUCACCAACUACUCAGCCCCCUGGCAGGUGGUCCCAGAGCUGGUGACCCUCCGGCUCCCACCCCCUAGCCAGCGCAUCCUCCACUACCUGGGCUCCCAUGCCUUCAGCUUCCCCCUCCUCAUCCUGCUCAGCCUUGUCCUGACCGUGUGCGUCUCCCAGUCCCAGGCCAGCGCGAGGGCCAUCCGGGGGCUCCGGAAGCAACUGGUGUGGCCUGUGGAGAAGAGGUGCAGAACAGCCCAGAGAAACAGCCCUCAUCUGACGGGGCACACAGGUGAUGGCUGGAGAGGGGUAGCCGGGGUGAGGCAGGAAAGACGCUCCCGGUCCCACCAAGGCCUGGGGGACUUGUCCCUCAGGUCCACCCACCGUUCUCUGCUCUGACUCUGGCUCUCCAGACACACCGAUGAAAGGGGGAGGCUUCUCAUGAGCUGCCUCGGCUCGAAUCAGAAGCCCUGAGCACAACGGAGAGGAAAAAACCUCGGGCUUCUGGGACUUCAGGCAACGAAUUGCCCGCAGCUGAGGGGACCUGUCUGACCGCCUUCAGUCGUCAAUUCCUUCCACGCAGCCCUCCCGGCAGAGUGAGAACAGAGUUUCUGGAAGGGAAUUUCACUAGGAAAACUAAGAGAAGAUUAGAUUUUGCCCAAAUGCAGAGAGGUAGGUGGGUCCCCAGAGCACACCCCCAGGGGUAUGAGUCAGGACUCUGGGUGGCAAGGGACAGAUGCUGAUUCUUGCCCACUGAGGAGAAGGGACCACCGAGGUGA
This is a messenger RNA of Kogia breviceps (pygmy sperm whale), 2583 nucleotides long. The record is from RefSeq and is a predicted model, not a curated record. Lineage: Eukaryota; Metazoa; Chordata; Mammalia; Artiodactyla; Physeteridae.